Molecule: messenger RNA, 2894 nt
Organism: Spodoptera frugiperda (fall armyworm)
Lineage: Eukaryota; Metazoa; Arthropoda; Insecta; Lepidoptera; Noctuidae
Gene: cyr
Exons: 7
Coding region: 241-1770 (509 amino acids)
Source: RefSeq, a predicted model, not a curated record
AAGCAGUCAGUUCAUAGAGGUGCGCGCGCAGCGCUAGCCGUUGACACGCAGCCCGUUGCCGCGAACCGUUUUCAAACGCGCGCGCGUAAUAUGAUCGACAAUAAAAAUUAAAUCCCGGUCACUAAUGAAACUUUCAAACAGAUAAAUAAUUUUAUUUUUAAAACUAAUCUGUGUUGUGUAUAACGUUGAUGUGGAUGCAAGGGAUUUAGCUACAUUAACUUAAGUAGUGGGCGCGCCAAGAUGUGGCGUGCAAUACUACUGAUGUGGCUGGUGUCACCGAAUCUGUGCCAACAGAUCCAGCCAAACAGAGUAUUCAGCGUGUCUACUGUAUGCGACAAGGCAUCCAUGACAGUCCACUUGGAGAUGGCGCAACCCUUUAAAGGACUUGUCUUUAGUAAAGACUUUUCGAGGGAAUGUAGAGUUCAAGGGACUCAUCAGAAUAAAAUCACACUAAAUCUACCAUCGAACGCAUGUGGCGUGAGGACAUCGACCAUGAACAGCACAGUGGAAGAGCCUGAUGAUGAUGAAGAUUUAUACUACAACGUCGAACUGGUUGUGCAGAUGGACAAACAACUGCAGCAAUCAUCCGACCAGGAGCUAUUAGUCAGAUGUAAAUUACAACCUCGGGCGGUUCGCAUCAACAGCUCGGCAUUAGAGACGGUAAUCAACAAUAAAUUACGCGAAAUGACUACCAGGGAGGCGAAGAAAACAAGAACUGGCCGCAACCGUCAAGGUUUCGCGAACGCAGCAGAAUUAGAGCAACGUGAGUGGUUAAUGGCAGCAGCUCGUGCCUGGAUGGAGUUGGCACCAGCGGUGUCUGCUGCAGAACCCGCCACAGUCGAAGUUGGACAGCCCACCAGACUACUCAUCCAAUGCACAUUACCUGUGGGCGUGGGACUCCGAGUAACAAAUUGCGUCGCUCACGAUGGCCUAGGAGAAGCAUCGCAGAAAUUACUUGACGACGCUGGCUGUCCUAUAGACGAAACUAUCUUCAAUAAACCAUCGAUCCACCACCACAAACACAAAAGCACAGAAAUUGACUUUUCGGACCUAGAACCCGUUGAUCUACAGAAAAAUAUUGAUGAGAAAACAACAAUUAAACUAGAAAAGUCCGACCCAGAAAAUAUGUUCAAGAAUAUUAUGACUUAUCAACACGCGAUCACUACUUUUGCAGCUUUCAAAUUUCCCGAUAGAGCUAAGUUACAUUUGACUUGUGGAAUUGAACUGUGCAAAGGACAAUGCCCACCUGUGGACUGCAAAGCUUUGCAGAAACCCCAACGGACUAGAGAUGGAUUGCUCAGGAAAGCUCGAUUAGAUAAAGAUACGAAGGGUAUCGUUAUCGAUAGACUAGAAGUUUAUAACAGCAUAGAGGUUCAUGCACCUAAUAUUGAAUUAGAAGAUGAAGCUUCCAUUAAAGGGUCCAGAAGGAUAGAAUCGGAAGAAGACGAAUUUGUGCGAGGAUUUUCACCAGGAGACAAAACAAUCUGCUUAUCGCCAGGGAAAAUGGCUCUAGCAUUCUGCGUCCUAGGAAUCAUUUUCCUCUGCGCAAUCGCUGUAGCGUUCAUCUCUUUGGUGAGAGCUAGACGGCGUCUGGGAAGAGAGCCGUUGCAUACGUCUCUAUCUUUCUACACAGGAAGCAAGAGCAUGUUUUCAUCAAGCGAGAGUUCCAGUUCUGGUCUUAGUGGUAGCAAACUUCUUUUAACUGAUAGUCCGUAUUUAGACCACCAUUCGUCUUCCAGCAAUAAUUGGCCAUAUUCUAGGGCUUUCUGACAAGCAGCCCGUCGGCGAGACGUGGGUUUACGCGAGUUUUAACAGAGCGGGAUGGAUCUCGCCUUUCUCUCAAAGUCAAUAGAGGUUUAUGCAUUGGCAAAGAAGUUAAAACUAUCGUAGCAAAAAGCACAUUAUAUACAGGUGUAUAUCUCUAUAGGUACCCAGUUUUUAUAUUCUCAUCUAUGGGUUGUGUCUGUAACUAUUUAUAAAACAUUAUUUACUUCUGUGAUCUUGUGUGACUUACCUAAAAGAAAAUCUGCUAAAUAUUGUCAAUAUAUAUUUUUUUUUCUAAAAGAAUAAUACUUAUAGUAAGUAGUAGCUGCUGUAAAAAAUGUAACUUCCAGACCAAGUUACAAUUUAGAUAAAAAAAGGUCGAUAAAAACAUUCAAUUAUGAUUUUAUUUUUCAUCUGUUUACUUUUACCAUUUCGUCACAGCGGUCACCAUAUUGAGUUCACAAAAAGAGGCUUUCAUUUUCUUUUUUGCAAUUGCAACAAGAAAUUGUUAGCAAAAAAUAUUUAAAUAACUACCUACCUUUUCAUAAUAUUAACUUGAAGACUGUACUUUAAAGUACCUCCCAAAGCUUGUCUAUUUCUAGCUUCGUAGUUUAAGGGACUAUUUAUUAUUAGUUUUGUUUUUCGACUUUUUGUCGUUUGAGGCGGUGCUUUUGAUGUCAUUUUGUCGGUUAGUAGAUGCUUGGGUAAAAUAUUGUACACAUAAUAAUGUGAACAGGGCAAGCGUUAAGCGCGCAUUUAGAACUACAUACAUUUCAUUUAGGCCAUUCACAUGUCUAUUAAAAUGUAUGUAUAUGUCUAAUAUGCAUACCUAAUUACUAUUCCAUAGUACCCAUUGAUAAUCUCAUUUAUUUUAUGUUAAUUGAAAUGUUGACUGUAAUUAUAAUGAUGAUCUUAAGUUUUACAUUUACCAACCUACAUUGAAAUAAAAUCAUUAGCACUUCCUCGAAAAUUAGUAAAUAAGAACCUAGAUGUAAUCUAUUAAUUUAAGAACAUUCAAAAUGAAGAAUGUAUUACUUGUGAUGUGAUGAUAAUAUUUAUGUUUAUCAUGAAUGAAUGGAAAUUUUAUAUGUUUAUACAAUAUUUUGUAUUAAAACAGUAAAUGAAGUAAA